This is a messenger RNA of Esox lucius (northern pike), 4418 nucleotides long. It is a transcript of the gene kif7, whose product is annotated as kinesin family member 7. The record is from RefSeq and is a predicted model, not a curated record. Lineage: Eukaryota; Metazoa; Chordata; Actinopteri; Esociformes; Esocidae. Gene Ontology annotation, biological process: mitotic spindle organization; microtubule-based movement. Bases 198 to 4262 code for a protein of 1354 amino acids. Gene Ontology annotation, molecular function: microtubule motor activity; ATP binding; microtubule binding. The transcript is spliced from 20 exons.
AUUAACACUAAACGGACGGGCAUCAUCUGAUAGCCAGGUCGCGUCAACUCUAAAUGACAUCACUCACCCACUGUUCCUGCAUCUACCAUCGCUGUGUUAUGUGCCUUAAAAUGAAAAGUUACGUUUUCAGAUGAGUUAACCUCCAAACCUCUGAAAGGAGUGUUGGACCUCUUGACUGCUAGCUCUGCCUGGUAGCCAUGUCUCCCAAAGUUCCAGGCCAGGCCAGGGCAGAGGAGACAGCGGUGCAGGUUGCUGUUCGAGUGCGCCCCCUGCUGCCCAAGGAGCUGCUGCACAGCCACGAUAGCUGCAUCACCGCUGACCCUGAGCAGCUCAGGGUCACUUUGGGCCAUGACCGACACUUCUACUGUGACUUCCUGUUUGAGGAGACCGGAUGUCAGGAGGAGGUGUACACUGUGUGUGUCCAGCCCCUCAUAGAGGCCUUCUUUCAGGGCUUCAACGCCACUGUCUUCGCCUACGGACAGACAGGCUCUGGGAAGACAUACACUAUCGGCGAGGCCAACAUUUCUUCCUUUAGGGAUGAGGAGCAGGGUGUCAUCCCCAGGGCUGUGGCUGAGGUGUUCAAACUGCUGGAUGAGAAUGACCUUAGUGACUUCUCCGUCCGAGUGUCUUACCUGGAGGUGUACAAGGAGGACUUCAGAGACCUACUGGAGGUGGAGACAUCCAGCAAGGAUAUCCACAUCAGGGAGGAUGACAAGGGCAACAUUGUACUGUGUGGGGUGAAGGAGUGUGAGGUGGAGGGUCUGGAUGAGGUACUGAGCCUGCUGGAGUCAGGCAACACGGCCCGACACACGGGCGCCACCCAGAUGAACCCUCACUCUAGCCGCUCACACACCAUUUUUAGUGUGCACAUGGACCAGCGCCGCGGUGGCUCCCGGGCCCAUGGUGCCACAGCCACCGGGCUUCAAGUCCUCUCGUCUAAGUUUCACUUUGUGGACCUGGCGGGGUCGGAGAGAAUCCUCCGUACAGGGAAUACUGGAGAGAGGCUGAAAGAGAGCAUCCAGAUUAACAGUGGCCUUCUGGCUCUGGGGAAUGUCAUAGGGGCCCUGGGGGACCCCAAGAGGAGAGGCACCCAUAUACCAUACAGGGACUCCAAAAUCACCAGGAUAUUGAAAGACUCCCUGGGAGGAAAUGCCAAAACACUGAUGAUUGCCUGCAUCAGCCCCUCGUCGGCAGACUUUGAUGAGAGCCUAAAUACACUAAACUAUGCCAAGCGGGCUCGCAACAUCCAGAACCGGGCCACCGUAAACUGCCGUGGAGAGCCGGACCGUGUGGAGGGGCUGGAGCAGCAGAUUCGGGCUCUUCGCAGGGCCCUUGAGAACCGGCAACGCUCUGAGACCCGUAUCAUUGCCCGUUCUGACCCAGACAGGCGGCCGCGCCCCGGAGAAGGAGAGUUCAAUAGAUUGCAGGCUCAGAGUGCACACUACAGGACCUGCACUGACACUGCGUACAGGUUGUUGCGUGAGCUGCAGGGUGAGGGGGCGUUGACUGCUGAGCAGAGCCUCCGGGUGAAGGAGUGGCUGUGUUCUGUGGAGGAGGAGCGGAGCGGCUUGACCACCGCUUCUGGACCUGACAGCGGCAUCGAGAGCAGCUCCGCCGAGGACUCCGCAGCGCUGAGGAGGGGGAGGGCUACUGUCAAGAACCAGGAGGCAGAGCUUGGUGGGGAGAAGUGGAGUGGUGAGAAAGAGGAGUGUGUGGCCCAGCUCCAGUCCCAGAUCCAGCAGCUGGAGAGGGAGAACACAGACUUCCUGGCUGCUCUGGAGGAUGCCAUGGAGCAGUACAAACAGCAGAGUGAUAAGCUGCAGGAACAGCAGGACAUGAUAACUGAGCUGCAGUGCAUGUUAUCUGGGCCAGGUGUACUGGGACGGGGCUUCCACCUGACCCCGCGCCCCCACACUGCCCCGCUCGGCUCCACGCGACACGCCCACAACGGACUCCCCAGCAGACAGGUAGGCCCGGUGGACUGUGCGGAGAGCAGGUCGUUCGGUGACCCGAUCCAGUAUGGCGAUGCUUAUGGCCAGGCUCACGACCAGGAGGACCCAGGAGGGGGGGAGGCGAAAGGCUCAGAGGAGGAGGACACUUACAUGAGCCAUGACAGACGACGACCGUGGCAUCAGACCUCUACCAAAAGGGACGUCGUGGUUGGAUCCACAGUGGGAGGGAGAGUCCUUCUGGGUCAACUGCCUGCCUCUGGACACCUCUCCACCAGGCGACCAUCCAACUCCAGUGUCGGGGACAGCUCAGUGGGCCUGGGCUCAGAGUGGAGCCUGCAGCAGGCCCAGCAGAAGAUCAGAGAGCUGUCUGUCACCAUCCGCAUGAAGGAAGAGCUCAUCAGAGAACUAGUCAAGACGGGUAAGGACGCGCAGGCUCUGAACAGGCAGUACAGCCGUAAGAUCUCUGCCCUGGAGGGGGAAGCUGAGCAGGCCAGGCAGGAGGUCCAGGAGGCCCAGAAACAGCUUCAGGACCUGGAGAAACAGGAGAAGGAAACAAGCGGUGCGACAGAUAGAACCAGGGCCCAGGAGUGUCGACGGAAGAUCGCUGCAGCACAGAGCAAAGUACAGGUCCUGAGCCAGCGUCAGAGGGACACGGCACGGCUGGCGUCGCUGUCAGCGCAGAGCGAGCGCCGCGUGUCAGAGCUGGAGCGUAGCGUGCAGAACAUGAGGCAGCAGCAGGACCAGCUGCAGAGACGUCUGAGACAGGAGAGCCAGCAGAAAAGACGCCUGGAGACGGAGAUGCAGCGGCGAACACACAGGGUCAAGGAGCUGGAGAAAAAGAAUGAGCAGCAGCAGAAGAUCCUGAGGAUAAAGACUGAGGAGAUUGCUGCCUUUCAGAAACAGAGACGCAGUGGCAGCAACGGCUCUGUCAUCUCACUAGAGGAGCAGCAGAAGAUAGAGGAGCAGAAGCGUUGGCUGGAUGAAGAGAUGGAGAGUGUUCUGGAGCAGAGGAGAGGACUGGAAGACCUGGAGGGGGAACUAACCAAGCGUGAACAGAUCCUGGCCAAGAAGGAGGCCCUGCUACAGGAGCGCAGUGGUCUGGAGACCAAAAGACUCCGCUCCAGUCAGGCACUCAGUAAGGACCUGGUGACGCUGUCGGGUCGCAUUGAGUCCCUGGAACGGGAGCUGAGUGAGAGGAACGGCAUGCUCCGCAGCAGCAGCGCCCAGGACUCCCAGCAGAUCCGCCAGGAGAUCAACAACCUGCGCCAGGAGAAGGACACGCUGCUCAAACAGAGGGUGGAGCUGGACGACAAGUUACGGCAGGGCAGCCUGCUCUCUCCAGAGGAGGAGCGGACCCUCUUCCAGCUGGACGAGGCCAUCGAGGCUUUGGAUGCGGCUAUAGAGUAUAAGAACGAGGCCAUCACACAGAGACAGCGACAGCUCAGGGCCUCGGCUAGCAUGCUCUCCCAGUGGGAGAUGAACCUCAUGGCCAAACUCAGCUACCUGUCUGCAUCAGAGACCCGUGCGCUGCUCUGCAAGUACUUCGACAAGGUGGUUUCACUGCGUGAGGAGGAGCGUAAGCUACAGUUGGCCCUGGCAGAUCUGGAGAUGCGGGGUGAGGAACAGCAGAAGCUGGUGCAGUGGCUGGAGAACGCUCUAGAGCGCACACAGCUGGACACUGACCGUAGACUCACACAGCAGCAGAAGGAGCACGAGAGGAAUGUACAGCUACUACUGCAACAGUGCCGAGAGCAAAUAGACGAGGGCCUGGCGGGGAGGCAGAGGCAGUAUGAAGGCUGGAUCCAUAACCUCAACAAAGAGCUGAGCCACUUGAAGACCGUCAACCUGGAACUGAGCAACAGGCUUAGGGAGCUGUGUGGCCGCACCAGCCAACCCUUGGAGCAAGGUAAAGUUUCAGUCUUUGAGUGCAGAACAGCAGGUAUUGGUAGUGUGGAGAGGCUCAACCGAGGCCAAGAUGAUAACCAAAGUGGGAGAGGAGGGCCAGGGGAGCCUGAGAGACCCCCCAGAUCAAGAGAGGAGAUGAGGGAGCUGGUCCACGCCCCUCUCCCAGCCACGUGGAGGCGAUCCUCCCUCCCCAACGAGGACCCUUGUGGCAUGGAGGAGCUACAGCAGCAGAUGGCUGUAGAAAUGCCAGUAAACCGGGUGAUUCAAACAAGCACUGGACCUUGGGGCGGGACACCCUCACUUUCUAUUGCCAAAUCACGCAGAGAUUCCCGUCGAUCAAGUCUUAACACCGGGCCACUGUCCUCAAACACUUCUAUAAUUGAUGUGCGGAAGAAUCCUUUUUAAAAGCACAAGGACUUUACAGCUGAAUUACUUUCAAAUGCCAAAGGACUUCAAACAAUCCAGUUCAAUUCAGCAUUACUAUUUGUUUUGUUUUAAACUGUUACAAUUUUAUGAUUGUUUUAUAACCUGUAAGUACUUUUUGUAUUAAUAUGUAUACAU